This is a messenger RNA of Paramisgurnus dabryanus, 3085 nucleotides long. RefSeq names its product F-box protein 40, tandem duplicate 2 (gene fbxo40.2). NCBI's taxonomy places the organism in Eukaryota, Metazoa, Chordata, Actinopteri, Cypriniformes, Cobitidae. The record is from RefSeq and is a predicted model, not a curated record. Gene Ontology annotation, molecular function: zinc ion binding; ubiquitin protein ligase activity; protein binding. Gene Ontology annotation, cellular component: cytoplasm.
CACAAACCUGUUCCUUAGAAAGGUCUUAGAGACAUUCAGAAGCUGGGCAACUCUCGAGGCAUGCUUCACCCUGUGGAACUGCUGUGACUCGUGCCCUACUUUAUAUCAUAAUGAGCCGAUAUAGGAGAACGGCACCAAAGCAGCACAGGCAUUGUGAGAUCUGUUUUAGCCGUCGUUGCAAAGCCCCAGUCGAGAUCUCUGUGUCAUGCACGGUGAUCAAUUGCCGCUUACUCUGUGGUGCCUCCUUCCACAUGUGUAAAGAAGAUGAACACUCGCUGCUGUGUCCCAAUGAGAAGGUGCCUUGCCUCAACGCAAACUAUGGCUGUCCCUUUAAAAUGUGUCGCUCUAAGUUGGCCAAACACUUGGAGGUGUGUCCUGCAAGCAUCGUCUGCUGUUCGAUGGAGUGGAACCGUUGGCCAGUUGAGAAUCCUCAUGCCCCUUUGUAUGUUAACCUCAUGAAAGAGAUCCAUGAGCAGAAAUCACUGGACCUUUCCAUGGCGCUGAGAGACCAAAAACAUCUGUGUGGUAGGUUGAAAAUGAGAAACUGUUUUCCUGAGCUGAUGGAGGAACGAGAAGAGGAACCUAAUCCACCAGAAGAGGAGGAGGAAGCAGCUGGUGAAGAUGCUCUGUGUAAUGGAGUGCACGUCAAUGGUUAUGAAGAUCCCGUCUCAAUAAAAGGUUGUGAGAUAACACCAAACACAGAUUUGGCCUGUAAUAAUGCAAUUGACAAGGAGAAAUUCAAUCUGUAUGAAAAAAUGUUCAGCAUGGAAAGGGGAGGUUGCAAGCAGGCUGAGGCAGAGGCAUCCAAGACAGAGGAUAAAAAGGCAAAGAAGCAAGAAACAUCUAAACAACCCGAAAAACAACAGGAAGAAAACACAUUUCAUGACACCUCUAAAACUGGACUGGCGCCUUGGCAAGAUGGCGUUCUUGAAAGACUUGGGCAAGAAGUCAAACCCAGAGAGUUCAACAUGUACAUAGUGCACCAUGGUCGCAUGUUGAUCUCCUUUGGUCAAAUGGAUGCUUGCACGCCCAAAGAGAGAGAUUUUGUUUAUGGGAACCUGGAGCCAAUACCAGUCCAGUCUCUACACUCUUUUAAAGUUCCUACUAGUUACAAAGAAAAACGCAUUCAAUUUAAAGACCCCUCCACAAGGGUAAAGACUGAGAACAAGAGCGUGGGUACGUCUGAUAAGGGGGACACCCAGGAAGAUAUGGAUGAGAUGUUUGCAACCUUACUUUGCUCGGCAGAGGCUGAGGUACGAGGCCACAAAAUAAGUAAAACCGUGCCAACAGAUGGACUUUAUGUUGACAUCGGAACGCAGACGUAUAACUUCGCCACAGCUCCCUUUAAAUACAACGCAUCUCUCGCUGAAGUUACAGCAGACAGGGAUUUAAAACUUCACGUUCAGCUUGAUACAGAAACCGUUACGCUCAGGCAUAACAAAUCAACAUCAGCAUUCACAUUUGUCUGUGGCCAUUUUUUCCGGCGGGAUGAGUUCGCCUUUCACUUCAAGAAUGCCCAUUCGGAUAUUCAAUCCUGCUUGAGUGGCUGGUUCGAGCAGAGAUGCCCAUUGGCCUACCUUGGUUGCACGUUUAGUCAAAGAAGACUCCAACCUGCCAAACAAAGAGCCAAAAUUCACUACAUUCAAGACCUGAGCAUUUUCACCCUUGAACCUGAAGUCCCUGCCUGUCUAGUGAAUGGUUCAGAGAAAGCUGUUGCACAUAAGACUCGUGUGAAAUAUGAAGAUUGUCUCAGCAAGCUUCCCUUUGAGGUGCUUUGCCACAUUGCUGGUUACCUGGAUAGUUUCACCUUGUCUCAGCUGGCCUUGGUCUCACGAUUGUUCAGGGAUAUUUGUGGCACAUAUCUUCAGGACAGGGGAAUGGUGACCUUCAAAUGGCGCAAAAAGUCGUACUCUCAUGGAGGAGCCCGGUGGAAACCAACUAUAGUCUGGGAGUUCAGUACUCUCUUUAGUAAAGUGGAUAACUGGUGCAUUGGUGACGCACCAUCAAUGGCUGAACAUCUGAAACAUUGUCCAUUCUACCAAACUGAAGUGAAAACCAAACCAUUUGCCCUGGCCAGUAUGUGUGACAGCAAAGAGGAGGAAAGACAGAGUUUGGUCAAUUUAUUUAUGGGACUCAAAUGAUAAUGGGACUCUUAAUUCAAUGUCUUCUUUACUUUAUGGUUUUGGUGUGAAAACACAGUGGUACAAUGUUAAAUACACAGGUUACUUCAGUAUCUGUAAAACUUUAAUUGAAUGCUAAUGCUAACUUUAUUAUUCACUAUAGUGUUUAAAUGAAACGGCACUGAUAACGCUGCAUGUCAACAUUAGACUGCAAAUUCAAAUAUAUAGCCAUGUCAUAUUUAAACGUAAUGAUCUGUUUCAUUUGUACUUGAAUUUGGAAACUAAAACCAGAGUAACACACUUUAUGUGCAUUUUAUAGUUACACAUAAUUUGCAUGAUUAGCAAACAACAAUGUAAAUAGAUCAAAGAUAAAAAAAAAUUGAAACGAUCAAAAUAAUAUCUGUCCAAUAAAUAUCUGCCAUAUAAUGUGAUCCUCUUAUCAAUCGCCUCUUUUCAAAUUGUUUGUUUAUAGGAAAACUGCAUACAUAUAAGUUUAGUUGUAUUUAUAACAGUUACAACAAAACACACACGAGACUCUUUAGUUUUUUUUGUUUGUUUUUUUUUUUGUUUUAUUGCACGAGAGUCUUUAGUGGCAGAGGUUGCAGUACACGUAUGACGUCACGCCCACGGACCGUUGGCUCCAUAGAUAUGUAUAUAAAGGCUAGAUGGCUCGUCCGCGCUGCUGGCCAACUGAGUGCAACGUCCGCAUUUUGGCGGCCAUCUUAGGACAGGGCGCUCGCUCACUCGUAGCAUUGAGUUUUAAUGAUGCAGGUACUUUUAAAUGACCAUAACUUGCUUAAUUUUUUACCGAUUUUCAAACGGUUUGGUUUGUUAUAAACGUCAAAGAUGUACCUGCAUACCUAUACUAAAAAUAAAAAAUAAAUUAAUGAAACAUGUUAAAGCAUCCAGAAUUAUAGCCACGUUAAUAACGUUUGUAAAAACCCAAACCGUUUGAAAAUCGGUAG